UUUUCUGCAAUGAUAUUUGGGACUAUUACAAAUCAAGAUCUGCCUGUGAUCAAGUGUGUUUUAAUCAAUCAUAAGAACAAUGAUUCAUCAGUGGGGAAGUCAUCAUCAUAUCCCAUGGUGUCAGAAUCCCCAGAAGACCUCGGGUGUGCAUUGAGACCCCAGAGCGCAGGGACAGUGUACGAAGCCGCCACGGUGGAAGUGGAUGUAUCUGCUUCCAUCACAUUGCAAGUGCUGGUCGACACCCCAGGGAACAUUUCCUGUCUCUGGGUCUUUAAGCACAGCUCCCUGAAUUGUCAGCCACAUUUUGAUGUACAAAAUAGAGGAGUUGUUUCCAUGGUCAUUUUGAAAAUGACAGAAACCCAAGCUGGAGAAUACCUACUUUUUAUUCAGAGUGAAGCUACCAAUUACACAAUAUUGUUUACAGUGAGUAUAAGAAAUACCCUGCUUUACACAUUAAGAAGACCUUACUUUAGAAAAAUGGAAAACCAGGACGCCCUGGUCUGCAUAUCUGAGAGCGUUCCAGAGCCGAUCGUGGAAUGGGUGCUUUGCGAGUCACAGGGGGAAAGUUGUAAAGAAGAAAGUCCAGCAGUUGUUAAAAAGGAGGAGAAAGUGCUUCAUGAAUUAUUUGGGACGGACAUAAGGUGCUGUGCCAGAAAUGAACUGGGCAGGGAAUGCACCAGGCUGUUCACAAUAGAUCUAAAUCAAACUCCUCAGACCACAUUGCCACAAUUAUUUCUUAAAGUGGGGGAACCCUUAUGGAUAAGGUGCAAAGCUGUUCAUGUGAACCAUGGAUUCGGGCUCACCUGGGAAUUAGAAAACAAAGCACUCGAGGAGGGCAGCUACUUUGAGAUGAGUACCUAUUCAACAAACAGAACUAUGAUACGGAUUCUGUUUGCUUUUGUAUCAUCAGUGGCAAGAAACGACACGGGAUACUACACUUGUUCCUCUUCAAAGCAUCCCAGUCAAUCUGCUUUGGUGACCAUCGUAGAAAAGGGAUUUAUAAAUGCUACCAAUUCAAGUGAAGAUUAUGAAAUUGACCAAUAUGAAGAGUUUUGUUUUUCCGUCAGGUUUAAAGCCUACCCACAAAUCAGAUGUACAUGGACCUUCUCUCGAAAAUCAUUUCCUUGUGAGCAAAAGGGUCUCGAUGACGGAUACAGCGUAUCCAAGUUUUGCAAUCAUAAGCACCAGCCAGGAGAAUAUAUAUUCCAUGCAGAAAAUGGUGAUGCCCAAUUUACCAAAAUGUUCACGCUGAAUAUAAGAAGGAAACCUCAAGUGCUCGCGGAAGCAUCAGCGAGUCAGGCGUCCUGUUCCUCGGAUGGAUACCCAUUACCAUCUUGGACCUGGAAGAAGUGUUCAGACAAGUCUCCCAACUGCACAGAAGAGAUCCCAGAAGGAGUCUGGAAUAGAAAGGCUAACAGGAAAGUGUUUGGACAGUGGGUGUCCAGCAGUACUCUAAACAUGAGUGAAGCCAUAAAAGGGUUCCUGGUCAAGUGCUGUGCAUACAAUUCCCUUGGCACAUCUUGUGAGACGAUCCUUUUAAACUCUGCAGGCCCCUUCCCUUUCAUCCAAGACAGCAUCUCAUUCUAUGCAACAAUUGGUGUUUGUCUCCUCUUCAUUGUCGUUUUAACCAUGCUGAUUUGUCACAAGUACAAAAAGCAAUUUAGGUAUGAAAGCCAGCUACAGAUGGUACAGGUGACCGGCUCCUCAGAUAAUGAGUACUUCUACGUUGAUUUCAGAGACUAUGACUAUGAUCUCAAAUGGGAGUUUCCAAGAGAAAAUUUAGAGUUUGGGAAGGUGCUAGGAUCAGGGGCUUUUGGAAAAGUGAUGAACGCAACAGCUUAUGGAAUUAGCAAAACAGGAGUCUCAAUCCAGGUUGCGGUCAAAAUGCUGAAAGAAAAAGCAGACAGCUCUGAAAGAGAGGCACUCAUGUCAGAACUCAAGAUGAUGACCCAGCUGGGAAGCCACGAGAAUAUUGUGAACCUGCUGGGGGCGUGCACGCUGUCAGGACCAAUUUACUUGAUUUUUGAAUAUUGUUGCUAUGGUGAUCUUCUCAACUAUCUAAGAAGUAAAAGAGAAAAAUUUCACAGGACUUGGACAGAGAUUUUCAAGGAACACAAUUUCAGUUUUUACCCCACUUUCCAAUCACAUCCAAAUUCCAGCAUGCCUGGUUCAAGAGACGUUCAGAUACACCCGGACUCGGAUCCAAUCUCAGGGCUUCAUGGGAAUUCAUUUCACUCUGAAGAUGAAAUUGAAUAUGAAAACCAAAAAAGGCUGGAAGAAGAGGAGGACUUGAAUGUGCUUACAUUUGAAGAUCUUCUUUGCUUUGCAUAUCAAGUUGCCAAAGGAAUGGAAUUUCUGGAAUUUAAGUCGGCCCGUCUGCCUGUAAAAUGGAUGGCCCCUGAAAGCCUGUUUGAAGGGAUCUACACCAUUAAGAGUGAUGUCUGGUCAUACGGAAUAUUACUGUGGGAAAUCUUCUCACUUGGUGUGAAUCCUUACCCUGGCAUUCCGGUUGAUGCUAACUUCUACAAACUGAUUCGAAAUGGAUUUAAAAUGGAUCAGCCAUUUUAUGCUACAGAAGAAAUAUACAUUAUAAUGCAAUCCUGCUGGGCUUUUGACUCAAGGAAGCGGCCAUCCUUCCCUCAUUUGACUUCAUUUUUAGGAUGUCAGCUGGCGGAUGCGGAAGAAGCGAUGUAUCAGAAUGUGGAUGGCCGUGUUUCGGAACGUCCUCACAUCUACCAAAACAGGCGACCUUUCAGCAGAGAGAUGGAUUCAGGGCCACUCUCUCCACAGGCUCAGGUCGAAGAUUCAUAGAGGAACAAUUUAGUUUUGAGGACUUCAUCCCUCCACCUAUCCCUAACAGGCUGUAGAUUACCAAAACAAGAUUAAUUUCGUCACUAAAAAAAAUCUAUUAUCAACUGCUGCUUCGCCGGACUUUUCUCUAGAAGCUGUCUGCAUUUACUCUUGUUUUCAAAGGGACUUUUGUAAAAUCAAAUCAUCCUGUCACAAGGCAGAAGGAGCUGAUAAUGAACUUUAUUGGAGCAUCAACCUGCAUCCAAGGCCUUCUCAGGCUGGCUUGAGUGAAUUGUGUACCUGAAGUACAGUAUAUUCUUGUAAAUAUACAUAAAACAAAAGCAUUUUGCUAAGGAGAAGCUAAUAUGAUUUUUUAAAUCUAUGUUUUAAAAUAAUAUGUAACUUUUUCAGCUAUUUAGUGAUAUAUUUUAUGGAUGGGAAUAAAAUUUCUACUACAGAA
Messenger RNA from Mandrillus leucophaeus (drill), 3250 nucleotides. It is a transcript of the gene FLT3, whose product is annotated as fms-related tyrosine kinase 3. The transcript is spliced from 22 exons. Gene Ontology annotation, cellular component: signaling receptor complex. NCBI's taxonomy places the organism in Eukaryota, Metazoa, Chordata, Mammalia, Primates, Cercopithecidae. Gene Ontology annotation, biological process: B cell differentiation; positive regulation of kinase activity; cytokine-mediated signaling pathway. Gene Ontology annotation, molecular function: ATP binding; transmembrane receptor protein tyrosine kinase activity. The coding region runs from base 10 to 2811 and encodes 933 amino acids. The record is from RefSeq and is a predicted model, not a curated record.